This is a messenger RNA of Limanda limanda (common dab), 1053 nucleotides long. RefSeq names its product fasciculation and elongation protein zeta-1-like. Lineage: Eukaryota; Metazoa; Chordata; Actinopteri; Pleuronectiformes; Pleuronectidae. Gene Ontology annotation, cellular component: cytoplasm; axon. The transcript has 9 exons. Bases 1 to 1053 code for a protein of 350 amino acids. The record is from RefSeq and is a predicted model, not a curated record.
AUGGGGAUCCAGUUCAUGUUGGCCAGAGACCACGCCCCCGUUCUACGGAGGCAGCAUGUGCCGGUCAUUGCCACUGGGAGCAGGGCAGCAGGCCUGGAACAACCUCUGCAGAGACACAAAGGCUCUGAGACAAAGGAGACUUCUCUUUCAGUUCUCUUUCUGUCCUGCUCAGACAGACACUUGCUCCGGGCGCAGCCAGAGACCAGCAACACGAUGAUUGUGUGGGAUGCUCUAACUGACAAUUACAUCUCCACCUGGGACGGUCUGGAUUCAGAGGGACUCAACGGCAACCUUUCUGACCAGGAGAUUCACGAAAAAGAGGAGGAAGAGAUGAAUGAGAAGAAUGACAACGCCAAAUGCUUGAAUGAAGAGCCUCUCAUAACAGCUGAUCAGGUAAUUGAGGAGAUAGUCGAGAUGAUGGAGAACUCUCCGGAUCCUGGUGAAACAGAGGAGGAGGAGGAUGAGGAGGAGAGCAGCCACUGCUCCUCCAGGACCAGCCCCUCUCUGCUGGAGGAGAUCCGGCAGCUGUCCGAGGCCUCCAACAACAACUGCUCCUACGAAGGCCUGAGCCUGAUGCCCAGCUCAGCUCUGGUGGAGCUGCUGCACCGGGUGGAGGCUGCCAUCCUGGAGUACUCAGAGGAGCUGGUCAGUAAUCUGGCUCGGCGCGAGGAGCUGGAGUUCGAGAAAGAGGUGAAGAACACUUUCAUCACGGCCCUGAUGGAGGUGCAGAACAGGCAGAAGGAGCAGCGAGACAGCAGCAAACGUCGACGCCGGGACAAGGCCCUGAGCCUGCAGGGUGGAGGCACGCAGGCUGUGAACGUGGGGAACACAGGGAACGCCGGGAACACAGGCUCCAUGGGACGCACAGAGAAGACAGGGAGCAUGCCUGUCAAGUAUCUGAACACAGUUAUUCCAUUUGAGAAGAAAGCCACCCUUCCAUCUGUUGACGACCUGCAGAUGCUCACAAAAAUUCUUUAUGCCAUGAAGGAGGACAGUGAGAAGGUGCCCACACUGCUAACUGACUACAUAUUGAAAGUCCUGUGUCCUACCUAA